AUGAGCGACAGCGGCGAGCAGAACUACAGCGAGCAGGAAUCCCAUUCGGCUUCCAGAAGUGGAAGUGCUCAUGGAUCUGGGAAAUCUGAACUCCAUCUCCCUGCAAGAUCAAAGUCCAGGUCCAGAGCUGAAUCUAGGUCUAGAUCCAGAAGAAGUUCUCGAAGACAUUACACAAGGUCCCAUUCCCGCUCUAGCUCCCAUAGGCGAUCCGGAAGCACUUCUCACAGUCAAUCGCGUCAUAUGGGAAAUCGGGCAAUUCCUGAUCCCAACUGUUGUCUUGGAGUAUUUGGGUUGAGCUUAUAUACCACAGAGAGAGUUCUAAGAGAAGUAUUCUCUAAAUAUGGGCCCAUUGACAAUGUGUCUAUCAUAUAUGACCAGCAGUCUAGACGUUCAAGAGGAUUUGCCUUCGUAUAUUUUGAAAAUGUAGAUGAUGCCAAGAAAGCUAAAGAAUGUACCAAUGGAAUGGAGCUUGAUGGCCGUAAGAUUAGAGUUGAUUUCUCCAUAACAAAACGACCACAUAGCCCAACACCUGGAAUUUAUAUGGGGAGACCUACUUAUGGCAGCUCACGUCGCCGAUAUUACUAUGACAGAGGAUAUGAUAGGGGCUAUGAUGAUCGGGACUACUACAGCAGAUCAUACAGAAGACCAGGAGGGAGAGCGGCUCAAGACAGGGAUGAGAUUUACAGAAGACGAUCACCUUCUCCCUGCUACAGUCGUGGAGGAUACAGAUCCCGUUCCAGAUCUCGAUCAUACUCUCCACGCCGCUAUUAA
Molecule: messenger RNA, 771 nt
Organism: Elephantulus edwardii (Cape elephant shrew)
Lineage: Eukaryota; Metazoa; Chordata; Mammalia; Macroscelidea; Macroscelididae
Product: transformer-2 protein homolog beta-like
Exons: 2
Coding region: 1-771 (256 amino acids)
Biological process (GO): positive regulation of mRNA splicing, via spliceosome
Cellular component (GO): spliceosomal complex
Molecular function (GO): RNA binding
Source: RefSeq, a predicted model, not a curated record